Monodelphis domestica (gray short-tailed opossum) is the source of this 3925-nucleotide messenger RNA. RefSeq names its product BMP/retinoic acid inducible neural specific 3 (gene BRINP3). The record is from RefSeq and is a predicted model, not a curated record. NCBI's taxonomy places the organism in Eukaryota, Metazoa, Chordata, Mammalia, Didelphimorphia, Didelphidae. Gene Ontology annotation, biological process: nervous system development; positive regulation of neuron differentiation; cellular response to retinoic acid. Gene Ontology annotation, cellular component: neuronal cell body; dendrite; cytoplasm.
AGUUUCAGGCUGAGGAAUCAGGAUUAGGAAAAUUGCAAGAUAAAUGCAUUCAGGAGAGAGCCAUUUCUAAUUUUCCUCUCGUUAGAAAUCAAGCACGAAGGCAAAAAUAGGGGCAUUGGGAAAGGAGAGGAGGAAGGCUUGAUCACGACAUUGCCUUUGCUCCCAAGGGAUAGUCCCCUGGAAUUCCCAAAACACAAUCGUAGGUGCUUUUCCCAACCCUCAUCCGCUUCUCAUAAGGGAACUUGUGGUUUCAGAAGGAAGGCAAUCCCUUUAAGUGGAUUGCAAAUGGAAUUCAUCCAAGAAGCAGACUGCUGCUGCUGCUGUUGCUGCUGCUGCUGCUGCUACUGCUGCUGCUGCUGCUGUGACUGCUGUGACUGCUGGAACUAGUCACUUUCCUUUCCCAAAGCCUGCUUCUCCCUAAGCCUAUCAGCAACAUGCCCCUUUAGAGCUCCUUAUCUUCUGGGUUUCUUCCACAUUCUCUGCCCCUCGAUUGAUUUUCCUUGAAUAGAGCCAGCUGGAGGGCUCCUGUCAGUAGGGGCUGAUUCUGUAGGUUCCUUUUCCCCAACACCCUUCUGCAGUAAGUUGCUGCUGGUUGAGAGGGUUUGGAGGGAAAUCCCAAAUAAAAGGCACUGACUGACUGAACACUAUUAGUCCUAUUAAUAAUGGUCACAACUCGGGUAUCUUGAGAGGAACUGAGAUUGUGAAGAGCAGUGCAGGAUUUCUGAGGCUGUCCUCUCUUGAAUUCUCAUUGGAUCCUCCCUGGUUCCCUAAAUCAUUCCUGCUGCUAUAUCUAUCAGGAUGACUACAGCCUCUCUCACUAGUUCUCUCUUUAUCUCCUUGUCUUCCCCACAUCCUUUUACUUCUCCGGGCAGAUUUAUCUGUAUUCCUCCCCCUGUUGACUGGGUUUUCACAGCCUCUUUCUUUCCCCCCCUUGUGGGAUUCCACAACCUGUAAUUAUUCACUUUUUUCUGCCUGAGGAUCUUCACAAAUCCACUUUUCCUCUCCUCUUCACAUUUUUGUUUCCUUUUGUUUGGGAUUUGGUGACUCUCUGUAUAUCUGGCUUAUUCCUGGUUCCAAGCCACAAAGAACUGCUGAUUAUUUCUAAGUCCCACCACCAUGCAGAUCACUGCUUUAGCUUGAUCUGCAACAUCAUGGAAUGUCUAUUUGAUUUCUGGAUACAUUAUUCUCACAGUCAUCUUGCUUCCUGAAAUUUCCUCUGGUGUUGAGGGAAAGCUAAGAGAAUGAAGGCUCUAAGUACCCUGUGGAAGCAUGAUAUGGCGGUGCAGUGCUGGUGCUGAAUUGCUCUCUCUGAUGGCUCUAUGGGAGUGGAUAGCACUGAGUCUUCAUUGCUGGGUUUUAGCAGUUGCUGCUGUUUCGGAUCAGCAUGCCACAAGCCCCUUCGACUGGCUCCUCUCUGAUAAGGGACCCUUCCAUCGCUCACAGGAAUACACAGAUUUUGUGGACAGAAGCCGGCAGGGAUUUAGCACAAGAUACAAGAUUUACAGGGAGUUUGGCCGCUGGAAAGUAAAUAAUCUUGCUGUGGAGAGAAGAAAUUUCCUUGGCUCCCCACUGCCUCUUGCCCCUGAAUUCUUCCGCAAUAUAAGGCUAUUGGGACGUCGACCCACCCUUCAGCAAAUCACGGAAAAUCUCAUCAAGAAAUAUGGGACCCACUUCUUGCUAUCAGCCACCUUGGGAGGAGAGGAGUCACUCACAAUUUUUGUGGACAAGCGGAAGUUGAGCAAAAGAUCAGAAGGAAGUGAGGCAACAACAAAUAGUUCCUCAGUUACUCUUGAGACCCUUCAUCAACUUGCUGCUUCCUACUUUAUUGAUAGGGACAGCACACUACGGAGACUUCACCACAUUCAAAUUGCAUCCACUGCCAUAAAGGUAACAGAAACACGAACUGGUCCUCUUGGCUGCAGUAACUAUGACAACCUAGAUUCAGUCAGUUCUGUUCUGGUUCAAAGUCCUGAGAAUAAGAUUCAGUUACAAGGGCUUCAGGUUAUCCUUCCAGACUACCUACAAGAACGCUUUGUACAGGCAGCUCUAAGUUAUAUUGCCUGCAAUUCAGAAGGAGAGUUUAUCUGUAAAGACAAUGAUUGUUGGUGUCAAUGUGGCCUCAAAUUUCCAGAAUGCAACUGUCCUUACAUGGAUAUUCAAGCCAUGGAAGAAAAUCUGCUUCGAAUAAGUGAGACCUGGAAUGCUUACAACAAUGAUUUUGAGGAAUCAGAUGAAUUCAAGCUCUUUAUGAAAAGACUUCCCAUGAAUUAUUUCCUCAACACAUCUACCAUAAUGCAUUUGUGGACAAUGGAUUCUAAUUUUCAGCGUCGUUAUGAACAAUUGGAGAACAGCAUGAAACAACUUUUCCUAAAGGCAGAGAAAAUUGUACACAAGCUUUUUAGCCUUAGUAAGAGGUGUCAUAAACAACCACUCAUCAGCCUGCCAAGACAAAGAUCUUCGACCUACUGGUUAACCCGAAUCCAGUCAUUUCUGUACUGCAAUGAAAAUGGCCUUCUUGGAAGCUUUUCUGAAGAAACCCACUCUUGUACUUGCCCGAAUGACCAGGUGGCCUGCCACGGGUUCCUCCCCUGCACUGUGGGAGACGGUUCUUCCUGCUUGACCUGUGCUCCCGAUAAUCGUACCCGCUGUGGAAACUGUAAUACCGGAUAUAUGCUGAGUCAAGGGCUUUGUAAACCGGAAGUGGCAGAAUCCACAGAGCACUAUAUCGGUUUUGAGACUGACCUGCAGGACCUGGAAAUGAAAUAUCUUUUGCAGAAGACUGACCGGAGAAUCGAAGUCCAUGCCAUUUUCAUCAGCAACGACAUGCGCCUUAAUAGCUGGUUUGAUCCUUCCUGGCGCAAACGAAUGCUCCUUACCCUGAAGAGCAACAAAUACAAAGCAAGCCUUGUCCACAUGAUCUUGGGGCUCUCUCUGCAGAUCUGCUUAACUAAAAAUAGCACCUUGGAGCCAGUUUUGGCUGUUUAUGUCAAUCCUUUUGGAGGCAGCCACUCUGAGAGUUGGUUUAUGCCCGUGAACGAAAAUAGCUUCCCAGACUGGGAGCGGACUAAGUUGGACUUACCACUUCAGUGUUAUAACUGGACGCUGACUCUGGGCAACAAGUGGAAGACUUUUUUUGAAACAGUGCAUAUCUACUUGAGGAGUCGCAUCAAGUCAAACGGUCCAAAUGGCAACGAAAGCAUCUAUUAUGAACCCCUGGAGUUUAUUGACCCUUCCCGCAAUCUGGGUUACAUGAAAAUCAACAACAUUCAAGUAUUUGGCUACAGCAUGCACUUUGACCCUGAAGCAAUUCGGGAUUUGAUCUUGCAGCUGGACUACCCCUAUACUCAGGGAUCCCAGGACUCAGCACUUUUGCAGCUGCUUGAGAUAAGGGACCGUGUAAAUAAACUCUCCCCACCUGGUCAGCGUCGGCUUGACCUUUUCUCUUGCUUGCUUCGUCAUAGACUCAAGUUGUCGACUAGUGAGGUGGUGAGAAUUCAAUCUGCUUUGCAGGCCUUUAACUCCAAAUUGCCAAACACAAUGGAUUACGACACAACCAAAUUAUGUAGUUAACCAUAAAUGUCAAGCACAACCCAAAACCUUGAAGGAGUUUUUACAGUGCUUUUGUGGAACAGUUUAUGUUUGGAAGAGUAAAUUUAAAUUGUCUUUUCAAUAUCUGUCUUAUAUCAGUCAAUACCGUUGGAUGGCAAUUUACACAUGAACUUGCUGACAAUGAAUAUAUUAUACCUGCAGUUUUGGUUUAUGAAUGAAAUAAAUACUGACACCAGUCUAGAAGACAUUCUACUUUUUACAAUAAAUUUCAUUUGUAAUUUUAUAUGUUCCGUGGCAAUGCUUUUGUGCAUUACAUCCUCUAGAGGGAACAUAAAAGGAUACCAAUAAAAUUUUGUAGCUGAACAGUUAUUAAAAA